CUCGAAAGGAGCGGCCGACGUCAUGCGCGUGGCGGUCACAGUCAAGCGGUCGAACGGAGAAAAGUUCAACGUCGAGGCCGAGCUCGAGAGCACCGUCUUGGCCUUCAAGGAGGAGCUCGAGCACACGACGCAGGUUGCGCCGGCCCUCCAGCGCCUCAUCUACAAGGGCAAGGUCCUCAAGGACGAGCUGACGCUGGCCAGCUACGAACUCGAGGCCAACCAGACCAUCUACUUUGUCAAGGGCGCUGCGGCCAAGACCGCACCGGCCGCGCCUUCUGCACCGGCGGCGGCGCCUGCCCCAGCAGCGGCGACGCCGACACCCGCCCCGGCCGCCAACCCGUUUGGUGCUUCGCCUUUCGGUGCCUCGCCGUUUGGUGCUAGCCCGUCGCCGUUCGGUGGCAUGGGUGGCAUGGGCGGUAUGCCUGGCAUGCAGCAGAUGCUCCAGAACCCAGAGAUGAUGCAGCAGAUGAUGGAGUCGCCGAUGAUGCAGAGCCUCAUGAACAACCCCGAGAUCAUGCGCAACAUGAUGCAAGCCAACCCAGCGAUGCGCCAGCUCCUCGAGCAGAACCCCGAGCUCAACCACGUCAUGAACGACCCAGAGAUGCUUCGCCGGAGCAUGGAGGCCAUGCGCAACCCCGCGGCCAUGCGCGAGAUGAUGCGCAACCAAGACACGGCGCUCCGGAACAUCGAGUCGCAUCCCGAAGGCUUCAACGCGCUUCGCCGCAUGUACACGGAAGUCCAGGAGCCCCUCAUGAACGCUGCGAGCAGCGGUAUGAGCAUGCCUGGCUCGGCCUUCCCGAUGCCCGGCGCUGUCGGUGGCGCGACGCCAACGCCUCCUGCGGCGACGACCUCCUCGACGACACCUGCCAACCCGUGGGGCAUGCCAUCGACGACGACGACAACGCCUGCGACGGGCAUGAGUCCGUUUGGUGCCAAUCCGUGGGGCGCUAGCCCGUUCGGCGCCAAUCCCCUCGGCGCCGGUGGCUUUGACCCGGCCAUGCUCAACGACCCGAUGGUGCGCGGCAUGAUGGAGCAGAUGAGCAACAACCCGGAGAUGAUGCGCUCGAUGAUGGAGAUGAACCCGCAGCUCCAGGCGCUGGACCCUGCGGUGCGCGAGCAGCUCCUCAACCCCGAGACGCUUCGCACGAUGAUGAACCCGGCCAGCUUGCAGGCCAUCAUGCAGAUGCAAGCGGCGAUGCAGCAGCUCCAGGGCUCUGGCAUGCUCGGCAACCUCGGGGCGCCUCCGGCAAGCGCGGGCGGCGCCAACAAUCCGUUUGGUGCUGGCGCCAGCAACCCGUUCCUGAACAACCUCUUCUCCGGCAGCUUUGGCGGCGCGCCCGCCGCACCGGCCGGCAACCCCGAAGAGCUCUACGCGUCCCAACUCACGCAGCUCGUCGACAUGGGCUUUACGAACCGCGACCAGAACCUCCGCGCGCUGCAAGCGACCUUCGGCAACGUCAACGCGGCCGUCGACCGUAUCUUGAGCGGUCUGUCUUAA
Molecule: messenger RNA, 1498 nt
Organism: Saprolegnia parasitica CBS 223.65
Lineage: Eukaryota; Oomycota; Saprolegniomycetes; Saprolegniales; Saprolegniaceae
Exons: 1
Coding region: 23-1498 (491 amino acids)
Biological process (GO): ubiquitin-dependent protein catabolic process
Cellular component (GO): cytosol
Molecular function (GO): polyubiquitin modification-dependent protein binding
Source: RefSeq, a predicted model, not a curated record